UGGCGGCAUGGCCUCCUCUCUGAGUCAUGACACUGUCGCCUUUCCUCUCCAUCUCGAGGAGGCCAUCCAAACCGUGAGCGGAGAGAGAUCGAUCGAUCGAUGAAGCGGAAGCGGCCGGCGCGGCGUGGUGGUACUGGUACUGAUCAUGAGGAGGCCGCGGCAGCGGCGGCGGCGCCGCCGCUGAAGCGGGGGCCGUGGACGCCCGAGGAGGACGAGGUGCUGGCGCGGUUCGUGGCGCGGGAGGGGUGCGAGAGGUGGCGCACGCUGCCGCGGCGCGCCGGGCUGCUGCGCUGCGGCAAGAGCUGCCGCCUCCGGUGGAUGAACUACCUCCGGCCCGACAUCAAGCGCAGCCCCAUCACCGGCGACGAGGAGGACCUCAUCCUCCGCCUCCACCGCCUCCUCGGCAACCGGUGGUCGCUGAUCGCCGGGAGGCUGCCGGGGCGCACGGACAACGAGAUCAAGAACUACUGGAACACGCACCUUAGCAGGAAGCUCAUCGCGCAGGGCAUCGACCCGCGGACGCACAAGCCGCUGACAGCACCCGCCGCCGUCACUCCUCCCAAGACGGCGGUGCCGGCCAAGCCGCCGCCAGCGCGACCAUCCUCGCCGGCGCCCGCUGGCAUCGGGUGCGGCGACGACGGUCGUGCCCGACCGGCCGACGUUGGCGGCGACUUUGCAGCGAUGGUGAGUGCCGCCGAUGCUGCUGAGGGCUUCAGAGGAUUUGGCGAUCAGCUCCGUGGCGAGGAUGCAGCUCGUGGUGGCUUCGACGACAUGGGUUCCGCUUCCGCCAUGGCGGGUGACGACGAGUUCACCUCGUUUCUGAAUUCUUUGAUCAACGACGAGCAGUUCCUCGAUUGCUUUGUCAUCGAGGGUAAUGAUCACGAGCAUGGCAAUGGUGAGAUUGGCCAGGGAAACGCUGCAGAAUAAUCAAAACAGUAAUCCUUCGAUCGUUUGGAAUGUUUUAUCAUAUCCACCAUCAAUUGAUCAGAGAUCAGUGAAUAAAAUUGAUCAUGAGCAAACAUGUAAGAAGAGCUUCUCUAUGCCGAGUGCUGAGUCAUGACGCAUGAUGUGUAUAAGAUGGAAGAACACGUAAGUGCGAUUUAAUGCCUGAACCUACUAUUGAUGUGUGCGUUAUUUGGGUGAUCAAUUUGAGCAUUUGCAGCUCACAAUCCUGCAGGUUUGUCUGUCUAUAUAUGCGCGUAUCCACAGCUCCUUUUUUUUUUUUUGGUUAUUAUUCUGUUUGCAGUUUGCCAUA
Oryza brachyantha (malo sina) is the source of this 1255-nucleotide messenger RNA. RefSeq names its product transcription repressor MYB5-like. The record is from RefSeq and is a predicted model, not a curated record. The transcript is spliced from 2 exons. Lineage: Eukaryota; Viridiplantae; Streptophyta; Magnoliopsida; Poales; Poaceae. Bases 100 to 927 code for a protein of 275 amino acids.